CGGAAGUGGCUCUGGGUCGCUUCCGGGGAGCUGGCCCCGCUUCCGGUGUGGCAGCGCCGCUGAGCUUCGCCUGGCCGCUAAGCACCAGACUACGCUCUGCAGUUGCAGCUGAGACCUUUCCUCUGGGCUGCUUGAUCAAAAAGGAGGAAGCAGCAAUGUCUGCCAUGGGGACUGCAGCUCCAUACCUGCAUUACCCUGGUGAUAGCCACAGUGGCCGGGUGAGUUUCCUGGGGGCCCAACUCCCCCCAGAAGUGGCAGCAAUGCCCCGGCUCCUGGGAGACCUGGACAGGGGCACAUUCAGAAAGUUGCUGAAGCUGGUGGUCAGCAGUCUACAGGGAGAGGACUGCCGGGAGGCUGUGCAGCGCCUCAGGGCUGGAGCAGACCUGUCGGAGGAACGUCUGGGGGUCCUCCUCGCCGGCACAAACACACUGCUCCAGCAGGCCAUCCGGCUGCCCCCAGCCAGCCUGAAGCCUGACGCCUUCAAGGACCAGCUCCAGGAGCUCUGCAUCCCGCAAGACCUGGUCACAGACUUGGCCAGUGUGGUGUUUGGGAGCCAGCGGCUUCUCCUCAACUCUGUGGCUGGGCAGCAGGGGGCCUGGCUGCCCCAUGUUGCCGGCAUGUGGUGGAGGGUGGACGUGGCAAUCUCCACCAGUGCCCUGGCCCGCUCCCUGCAGCCAAGUGUCCUGAUGCAGCUGAAGCUUUCAGAUGGGUCGGCAUUCCGCUUUGAGAUCCCAACAGCCAAGUUCCAGGAGCUGCGGUACAGCGUGGCCCUGGUCCUCAAGGAGAUGGCCGACCUGGAGAAGAGGUGUGAGCUCAAACUGCAGGACUGACUGUGCUUGCAACCCCAUUGCAGUCAUCUGGGGAGAGUUGGCGCCAACAGGUGUCCGCAAAUAAAGCCUGCCCUUCAGGAGGCAUUCCUGAGAUGUUUGAAUGUAAUCAUGUCAUUGGUCUGUUUAGUUGAGAAAGCUGGAUCUUCCCUUUUUAUUGGAAAUAAAGCAACUAUAACAAAGUGUC
This is a messenger RNA of Callorhinus ursinus (northern fur seal), 1014 nucleotides long. It is a transcript of the gene COMMD5, whose product is annotated as COMM domain containing 5. The record is from RefSeq and is a predicted model, not a curated record. Gene Ontology annotation, cellular component: nucleus. NCBI's taxonomy places the organism in Eukaryota, Metazoa, Chordata, Mammalia, Carnivora, Otariidae.